Histoplasma capsulatum G186AR is the source of this 669-nucleotide messenger RNA. RefSeq lists its product as uncharacterized. The transcript has 3 exons. Bases 1 to 669 code for a protein of 222 amino acids. Lineage: Eukaryota; Fungi; Ascomycota; Eurotiomycetes; Onygenales; Ajellomycetaceae. The record is from RefSeq and is a predicted model, not a curated record.
AUGCACCGCAUCGACCGUCGAUCUUGGCCCAAUGGUGAUGAAGCCUUGGUGCCCAGACGGCGAGAGGAGCCAAGAAGUCAAGCUUUUCCAAGGCUGGUUUUGCAGUUGCUGAAUUGUCACUCCGUCCUCAGCGCGAUGGAAAAAGCUACACUCUUCCAAUGGUUGUGGAUUACUCCGCCUCAUCAUUAUUGCUGUUGUCUUGCCAGAGGUUAUCUUGCUGCCUUCGAGAGUGCCUUCGAGCUAUAUCAAAUCCACGUUCUGGGCUGCGGAACUCAUUGCUGUUCUAGCGACUUCACCUCGAGGCGCUCAGCAACCGUAAAACAUCGAAAAUCGAGGAAGUUAGCGUCAUAUACUCAUCCUCAAACCUCCAUUAGCGCAUACUACACUCCCAACAACACACCGCUGACCAUACUUCGUACACAACAUGCCCACGAUGCCAGCAAUGUCAUCCGUAAAAGCCGUCCUUCUCCCACCCAUCUUCUCCCAGACGAGCGUCUGAAUCUCCUUACUCAGCUUCUCCACACCCGUCCCCGUAAAUCAAUCGUACACCGCAAGCUUGAUGUCGGGCGUAUUGUCCUGCCAACUUCGCAUGGUCAUCCAAAAGUCAUCUCCUGCCUCCUAGUACAUACCCCGGAUGACCGCACCCGGGCUGAUGGCAUGGACCUCUGA